This is a messenger RNA of Malus domestica (apple), 2584 nucleotides long. RefSeq names its product transcription initiation factor TFIID subunit 15b-like. Gene Ontology annotation, molecular function: RNA binding. NCBI's taxonomy places the organism in Eukaryota, Viridiplantae, Streptophyta, Magnoliopsida, Rosales, Rosaceae. The record is from RefSeq and is a predicted model, not a curated record.
AAUAUCUUUAUUUCGAGUCUUACCCUAAUCUGUGUGUCCCUGUGAUUGUUUCGCUUCUCUCUCGCUCGAACCUAGAUCAUGGCUGGAAUCUACGGUCAAGGGGGCGAUGGUGCCCCUCCGACAUACGGAUCUAGCGGCGGCGGCGGCGGCUAUGGUGGUUCUGGCGGAUACGGAGGCGGUUCUGGUGGUUAUGGAGGUGGUGGUGGAGGCGGGAGCUAUGGUGGAAGCGGUGGCGGUGGAUAUGGAGGUAAGGGCGGCGAUGGAGGUGGUUACGGUGGUGGACGGGGCGGUGGCGGUCGAGGUGGAGGAUAUCAAGGCGACCGUGGUGGUGGAGGCAGAGGUGGCGACCGUGGUGGUGGCGGCAGAGGCGGCCGCGGUGGCAGUGGAAGAGAUGGUGAUUGGCUGUGUCCUAAUCCAGGCUGUGGGAAUUCGAACUUUGCAAGAAGAGUUGAGUGUAAUAAGUGUGGCACGCCCUCUCCUUCGGGUGCCGGUGGUGAUCGUGGCAGUGGUGGUGGUUAUAACAGAGGAGGAAGUGGUGGGGGCUACGGUGGCGGUAACCGUGGUGGUAGGGGUGGUAAUUAUGAUGGGGGUCGAAGUGGUAACUAUGAAGGAGGUAAAAGUAGCAGUUAUGAUGGAGGCAGAGGCGGUAGUUAUGACAGUAGAGGCGGUGGUGGUAGUAGAGGUGGUUCUUAUGGUGGUAGCCAAGGAAGAGAUGAUGGUGGGUAUGGUCAGGUUCCUCCAAGUGCUCCACCGUCCUAUGGUGCAGCUGGAGGCAAUUACGCACCAUCUUACAAUGCUGGUUAUGGAACAGAUGCAGUUCCUCCUCCUACAAGCUAUACUGGUGGACCUGGAUCGUAUCCCCCAUCUUACGGUGGUCCUGCAGGCGGUUAUGGUGGUGAUGGUCUAGGUGAUGCAAGGGGUGGUGGGCGUGGGGGCCCUCCAGCUAAAUAUGAUGGUGGAUACAGUGCUGGUGGUCGUGGUGGAUAUGGCAGUGGUGCUACAGAAGCCGCAGCUAAGGUGAAGCAGUGCGACCAGAAUUGUGAUGAUACUUGUGACAAUGCUAGAAUCUACAUAUCAAACUUACCACCAGAUGUUACCGUUGACGAACUUCAGCAGCUCUUUGGAGGCAUUGGACAAGUGGGAAGAAUCAAGCAGAAACGUGGCUAUAAGGAUCAAUGGCCAUAUAAUAUCAAAAUAUACACAGACGAGUCUGGAAAAAACAAAGGCGACGCAUGUUUAGCCUAUGAAGAUCCCUCUGCUGCACAUUCAGCUGGUGGAUUUUACAAUGAUUAUGACUUAAGGGGCUAUAAGAUCAGUGUUACAAUGGCGGAGAGAUCAGCUCCAAGGCCUUCGUUUGAACAAGGCAGUGGUGGUGGUGGUAGAGGUGGAUAUGGUGGCGGUGACAGGCGCAACAGUUAUAGAGACGGUGGAGCUGAUAGACAUCAACACGGCGGAAACCGUUCGCGUCCUUACUGAGAGAAUUUCCAGAUGAAGCAGAUUUUAUGUAAUGAGAAUUGUUGUCUGAGGGUUUUUGUAGUAUUCCGUUGGAGGGUUCUUAAACUGGAGACUAAGAGGUAGGUUGUUCACUAACCCUGAGCAAGGCCUCUGUCCUCCUAUAUUAACUUUACCUAAAACUAUCUGGAGGAGUUUCAAUUAUGUGCAUGGGAUUGAUAUUAGUUGUGUGAAUGUUUUAUAGAGACAAGUCGAUAAUCUCCAAAUUGCUUGCUGCUAUGGUAGGUUGAUAUUUUCAGGUGAGUGCUGCUCUUUCGUAACCAUUAUUAACACUUAUUUGGAGAUUGCCCAGAUUUGCAUCACUGGGUUCUUGAUUGCAUCUGAUCAUUUUAUAUCUAUGGCUCAGAUGCAAGCAUUGAUAUCUGUACAUGCUUUCUGACUGAAAAUUUGUUGCCCGUAUGAGAAAUCACUGAAGAUGCUUCCUGUGGCUGGGAGUUUAUAUUGGAAUGUACUUGAUGUUAGAUGUGAAUCCUGACCAUUGGAUUGGAUUGGAUUGGAUUUUGCUUAACUUUGAUCUCCAGCUGAACUUAUUUAAGUUUGCUAUCAUGUUACAUGGAAUAGGUUUUCCAUGUAGGAUUUUGUUAUUUUGGUUAGACAUUUUUGAUCAUGUUGUGUGGAGGCUCUUUUCCUACAUCGAGGCUUUCGCUUUGCGAUGAUUUUACUUCACCACAUCAAUCUAGUGUUUAAGAUCUAGUAUUGUUUGCCAAAACGUCAUGGUGCCUAAAAUUUUGCCAACCGGUUGCCUUCAUUGUUCAGCUACUUACUGGGUGGGGCUAGUCUUCCUUGAGGGUGGCUGCAAAGUACUUGUGGAUGACAAGAAUAUCUGCGUAGCUACUAGCUCCUAGCUCCUAGCUCCUAGCGUCAACUGUCAUGUCCUCCAUUCUGUUGCUGAUGGAUGCUUACUGUCAUGUGCUUCUACUGUAUUCUUGGCAUUUGCCUUGUGGGUUUCUUUCAAUUUUUAGUUUAGGGAAUGAUGGAGUACACCCUAGUAAUCACGUUGCGGUCGGAGUUUAAAUCGUUGUACUACAUCCCAAACACUUGCAUAUUUGAAUCAAACCGUUUGUUUCCUUGA